Molecule: messenger RNA, 768 nt
Organism: Jaculus jaculus (lesser Egyptian jerboa)
Lineage: Eukaryota; Metazoa; Chordata; Mammalia; Rodentia; Dipodidae
Product: translation initiation factor IF-2-like
Exons: 3
Coding region: 1-768 (255 amino acids)
Source: RefSeq, a predicted model, not a curated record
AUGGGCGCCGGCCCGACUGUCAGCUCAUGCACGCGGGAGCGGGCUCCGGCCGCCCCGUCCGCGUUUGCAACCCCCCGCCCCGAUCCCGCGGAGUCAGGGGGAGGUGAGCAUCGCUGGCUGGCGGGCCCCGCGAGCUGCCGAGCGGCCCGCACGCGGCCAUCGACGUCCGCGGGCGCUGCCGCUGCCCCCGCCGCCGCCGCCGCCAGGGGGCGCUCGGGCCGCGCGGCCGCCGACCGGGGCUCCGCGGGCUCGCGAACCCCGGCUUCCCGCCCUCGGAGCAAACACAGUGCACCUUUGUCAGCGAGCCGGUGCGAGCGAGCGUCCGACGGCGGGCCCCGUGGCGCGGCCCCGCCGUGUGAGUGCCGGAUCCCGGGGUCGGGGAGCACCUCGCCGCCUCAGCCCCCUCGUGUCCCGGAGGAGAUUUUUGGUGGUUUGCGUGCAGCCGGGGCCCCAGCAUUCCGGCCGCCGUUCCGGCGCGACUGGAUCGCUUUUGACUCGCCCGCCAACGCGGUUGGGCCGCCUGGGCUCGGCGCCAUCCGGGCUCACAUCCGCCCCGCCCCUCCCCGACGCGCCUCCGGACUACAAGUCCCAGCAGCCUCCGCGUCACGAGCGCAGGGCCGGGAGGCGCCCUUGAGCCGGCGCGUGCGCAGUGCGCUGGCCCGAGUCUGGACAGCGGCGGCGGCGGCGGCGGCGGCAGCAGCAGCCCGAGCAGCGGCAAGCAGCAGCACUCCAGACGCUGACAGCCCCGCCGGCCGGCUGCCUCGCUGA